UAGCUAGUUUCACUUCACUGUCACUCAUCAGAGGUGCAGUGUAGUACGAGCGAUCGUACAAGCGCGCGAGUGAUUUCUGGCCAUAUGGAGGUGAAGGUGCUGAGCUCCAAGCUCGUCAAACCGUCGUACCCUGCGGGCGCGCCGCGGCCGGACACCACGGAGCACGUGCCGUCGUCGGUGUUCGACAAGGUCACUUACCACAUGCAGAUGGCCAUCAUCUACGCCUUCUCUCCGCCGGGUCCGUCCCCGGGCGACAUCGAGCGCGGCCUCGCCGCGGUGCUGGGCGCGUACCGGCUCUUCGCCGGCCAGGUCCGCCCGGGCCCGGACGAUGAUGGCGCGCCGGGGGUGCUGCUCAACGACCACGGCGCCCGCCUCGUCGAGGCGUCCGUGGACGCGCACCUCGCCGACAUCGCCCCCACGAAGCCGUCGCCCCUCGUGCUGCGCCUGCACCCGGACCUGGAGGGCGACAUCCGGGAGGUGGUGCAGGUGCAGCUCACGCGCUUCGCUUGCGGCUCACUCGCCGUCGGGUUCACCGCCAACCACGCCGUGGCGGACGGCCACGCCACCAGCGACUUCCUCGUCGCCUGGGGCCGCGCCGCGCGCGGGCUCCCCGUCGGCCCGUCGCCGCCGGUCCACCACCGGGGCCUCUUCCCACCGCGCCACCCGCCGUUCGUCGAGUUCGCGCACCGCGGCGUGGAGUACUGCAGGCCCGCGCCGUCGUCCCACCCUCCGGCGGCGGCCCAUGGCCACGGCCACGGCGACGACACCCAGCAGCACAACAUCGUGAUCCACAAGGCACACUUCACCAAGGACUUCGUCGCGGGGAUCCGCGCCAAGGCGUCCGAAGGGCGUGGCCGCCCCUUCAGCCGGUUCGAGACGAUCCUGGCACACGUGUGGCGCACCAUGACGCGCGCGCGCGGGCUCGGCAACCCGCUCCAGACCUCCACCAUCCGCAUCUCCGUGGACGGGCGGCCGCGCCUCGCCGCGCCGCCGGGCUACUUCGGCAACCUGGUCCUCUGGGCGUUCCCGCGCACCACGGUGGGGAACCUCGUCAACCGGCCGCUCAAGCACGCGGCGCAGGCGAUCCACGACGCCGUGGCGCGGGCGGACGGCGCCUACUUCCAGUCGUUCGUGGACUUCGCGAGCUCCGGCGCGGUGGAGAAGGAAGGGCUGGAGACGACGGCCGUGCUCAAGGACGUGCUGUGCCCGGACCUGGAGGUGGACAGCUGGCUGACGUUCCCGUUCUACGAGCUGGACUUCGGCGCCGGCAGCCCGAGCUACUUCAUGCCGUCCUACUUCCCCACGGAAGGGAUGCUGUUCCUGGUGCCGUCCUACCUGGGCGACGGCAGCGUGGACGCCUUCGUGCCUGUGUUCGAGCACAACCUGGAGGCGUUCAAGCAGUUCUGCUACUCCAUGGAGUAGCUAGCUUCAACUCUUGUGCAUGCAUGCUGCAUGGCCAGCGGCACUACAAAUUGUCAAAUUGAGCUAUGCUAUGCAUGCCUAAUUAUACGCUGCGUAGUGCGUAUACAUGAUACUUGCGUGCAUGCACACAUGCAACGUUGAUUGUUACUAUUAUUACCGUAAAACCGUAUUCGGUAUAUA
Molecule: messenger RNA, 1602 nt
Organism: Sorghum bicolor (sorghum)
Lineage: Eukaryota; Viridiplantae; Streptophyta; Magnoliopsida; Poales; Poaceae
Product: putrescine hydroxycinnamoyltransferase
Exons: 1
Coding region: 85-1422 (445 amino acids)
Molecular function (GO): acyltransferase activity, transferring groups other than amino-acyl groups
Source: RefSeq, a predicted model, not a curated record